Molecule: messenger RNA, 744 nt
Organism: Cheilinus undulatus (humphead wrasse)
Lineage: Eukaryota; Metazoa; Chordata; Actinopteri; Labriformes; Labridae
Gene: fgf11b
Product: fibroblast growth factor 11b
Exons: 5
Coding region: 1-744 (247 amino acids)
Biological process (GO): regulation of cell migration; cell differentiation; positive regulation of gene expression
Cellular component (GO): cytoplasm
Molecular function (GO): fibroblast growth factor receptor binding; growth factor activity
Source: RefSeq, a predicted model, not a curated record
AUGGCAGCUCUUGCCAGUUCUCUCAUUAGACAGAAACGGGCGGUCAAGGACGACCAAGCCAACCGACCGGUAGCCAACAAGCGCAAGCCCUGUCCUAAGAGCAACAAGUCCUUGUGCCAGAAACAGAUCCUGGUUCUGAUCUCCAAAGUGCGACUAUGCGGCGGUCGAAAAGGUCGAAACGAGAAAAGACCGGAGCCACAGCUGAAGGGCAUUGUUACGCGGCUAUACAGUCAGCAUGGAUACUACCUGCAGAUGCAGCCUGACGGCACAAUGGACAGCACAAGAGAUGAAAGCAGCUCAUUUUCACAGUUCAACUUAAUUCCAGUGGGACUGCGGAUUGUGGCAAUCCAGGGGGCAAAGACAGGGUUAUACCUGGCCAUGAAUAGCGAUGGAUACCUCUAUACGUCGGAGAACUUCACUCCAGAGUGUAAGUUCAAGGAGAGUGUGUUUGAGAACUACUACGUUACAUACUCAUCCAUGCUCUAUCGUCAGACCCAGUCCGGGCGCUCCUGGUACAUCGGUAUCAACCGUGACGGCCAGAUCAUGAAGGGCAACCGGGUAAAGAAGAAUAAAGGAGCAGCGCACUUCCUGCCUAAAGUUAUAGAAGUUGCAAUGUAUAAGGAGCCAUCACUACAUGAGCUCACCAGUGAGCCUGUGAGUCCUCCUCGGAAGACAGUGAAGACAUCAGAUUCUCCGUCCCUGAAAAAUGGACGGAAAGAAGCUCCCAAGGCUGAUGCCUCAUAG